Molecule: messenger RNA, 2470 nt
Organism: Delphinapterus leucas (beluga whale)
Lineage: Eukaryota; Metazoa; Chordata; Mammalia; Artiodactyla; Monodontidae
Source: RefSeq, a predicted model, not a curated record
UGGGAGUUCCAGCCCCGUGCGGCUCCCUCCAGGUGCCCCGCACCCUCCUUCCUUCCUCGCCCGGACGGACGCACUUCCGGCGGAUGUGGGUGGGGGCAACCCCGGAAACGGAAGUGAGCCGCGGGUCGGCUGACGGUAACGGGCUGAGAAGCUGUUCGCAGAGCGAGUUGAAGAUGAAUGCCAGAGGACUUGGAUCUCAGCUAAAGGACAGUAUUCCAGUUACUGAACUUUCAGCAAGUGGACCUUUCGAAAGUCAUGAUCUUCUUCGAAAAGGUUUUUCUUAUGUGAAAAAUGAACUUUUGCCCAGUCAUCCUCUUGAAUUAUCAGAAAAAAAUUUCCAGCUCAACCAAGAUAAAAUGAACUUUUCCACACUGAGAAACAUCCAGGGUCUAUUUGCUCCAUUAAAACUACAAAUGGAAUUCAAGGCAGUGCAGCAGGUUCAGCGUCUUCCAUUUCUUCCAAGCUCAAACCUUUCAUUGGAUAUUUUGAGGGGUAAUGAUGAGACUAUUGGAUUUGAAGAUAUUCUUAAUGACCCGUCACAAAGUGAACUAAUGGGAGAACCACAUUUGAUGGUUGAAUAUAAACUCGGUUUACUGUAAUGCAGUGUGCUGUUCAUGGAAAUAGAGGGGCUGCAUCUUGUUUAUAGUCGUUUUUUACUAUAAUUUGACAUGCACAACAUUAAAAUUACUGACACAUGAGAAUUUUUGCCUAAAUAGUAUCUGUGAUCAUUUGAAGUUCUUUGGGUCUUUGGUUUAUGUGAUAAUUAAAGGCACUAAAGGGAGAUGGUUUAAAAACUUCUAAUUUAUAUUAAAACAAUAGCCUUCUAUGUCUUUAAAAAAAUGUUGCUAAUUAAUAUCAUAAAACUAUGCACAGGUUCCAAUUCAGCCUGUUUCCUAGUUAUUUCAUAAAUUUAAUUUUGAAUAAUCAUUGGUAUUUGAGCCUGCAAACUUCAUAGUAGCAUCUUUCAGAAUACACAUCUGUUCAGUGGCAGCAUUUCAAAGUAAGUACAAGAUAAGACUAUUAUAUUUUACCUUGUUUCAGUAUAGUCCAUUAAUACUCAUAAGAAUAACACUUGCUUUAUUGAUGCUACUUUAGAAUUAUAACUACAUUCUUUGAUUCUUUCAGGUUGAAAAGUAUAAGUUCAGAGGUUUUGAUUUUGGUCUUGUCUUUAAAGUGAAAAAUUAAUCAGCAGAUGUCAAUUAAACUGUAGUACUGCAUAGAUUAGUAUAUCAUAAGAUGCUUAAAUUUAAAAAGGAAAAAAGAACAUUCAUGUACACAUACAACUGUUCAUGAACAAAUUCAAUAAUAGUUUAUUUAAAAGUAAAUCUUCCCUAUGGUUGUUCUUUGUUAAUAAGGUAUUUUUUUAUGGACCUAGUAUACAAAAUUAAAGAUUAUCAAUUUCUCAGGAGUAUUUUUAUUGUCUAAGUCACUGAUUUAUGACUGAAGGCAAUGUUUUCUCUCCCCACUGGGAGUGGGGGGGGUCAUUUAACAGUGUCUAGAGAAAUUUCUGGUUGUCACAACUUUGGGGAGGGUUUCCAACUGGCAUCUAGUGCAAGGAGGCUAGGGAUGCUGCUAAACAUCCUACUAUAAAAAUUGCUCCUGACCGUUGAGAUUGAGCUUAAAACUGUCUUUGCCAACACAGUAUUUGCCAACCCACUGUACACUUAAAUUAUGAGAAAAUAUAGAAAUAAUGAAGGUUCACUAAUUGAUUGUUUCUAAAUGUGUUCUCUUUCAACUAAUUAACAAGGUUGGAUAUUUCUGUACCUUAAUUAGUUUUAGGAAUAGUAGAUACUCUUCCUGACCAGUAGAAGGUACUAUGAAUUAAUGAACAUAGUUUAAAUGGAAAAGCUGAUGCUUUAAACACAGAAAUUGGUAAUCAUGAUUAGUGCUUAUUCUCUGAAGGUCUUCAUGCUUCCCCCUCUCUCCUUUUCCUCUUUUACCUCCUUUGUGUUUACACCCAUGAUCCUUAUCCCUGGGUGCGUGUAAAAUCACCUGGAAAUCUUGUGAAAGAAUCUUGGUGUCAGGGUCUGAAUCUCAGAAGUUCCAGAAGGACGAGUCUGGGGUGGAUCCCAGGAAGUCUACUUUUGAAAAGCUCUCCAGGGAUGAGAACCUUUGAUUUGUAUGCUUGCUUUCGCCUUUAUAGUAAUAUUUAUUAGCAUCAGUUAAUUCUUCCCGUGUACCUCGGUGCUGGAACGUUUGCUAGUAGUCUCUGCAAACUGCAGUGUGUGCCUGGAGUUGGGAUGAUUUGGGUUCCUUCAUAAGAGUAAAUUUCAGGUUCCUCUGAGAUACUUUGCCUAGGUGCCAGACUCUUCAGUUAGGCAUUUUUUCUUUCAGAUGCUGUGGGGUUUGUUUUAAGGAAUUAGUUUAGUAUUUUGGGGGUUUAAGAGAUACUUCACAGGUUGGUGCCUGAUUACAAUUAAUUUUACUAACACUAAAAUGAUAAAAUUCACAAUAAAAGAUAUAAACAUAA